AUGUCGUCGUGUUGGGCUUCGGCCAGAGCCGCUGUGUCCAGAUACAGUUACCGCUGCCGAUCUCGACCGGUUGACCUCGGCACCUCGCCACCAAGGCGAUCUCCAAGCUGCCCGGCGUCAAUUUCCAGUCCGCCGAUCCCUUCGGCGCCUAUGAAUGGUCGACCGCAUCAGCCUGCGCGGGUUCAGCCAGAACCAGCUCGGUUUUUGCGCCUGACGGCGCGUGCCGCUCGAAUAUCGCCUGACCAGCGUGGCGCAGGGUGCCGGCGCGCUGGGCACCGCCCGACCAGCAAUCUGGGCGGUACCAUCCAGUUCACCAGCCGCGCGCGCCGUCCGACACCGCGGGCAUCGCCGCCGGGCAAUUUGGCAGCAACGAUACCGUCCGCGCCUUCGUCCGCGUUGACAGCGGUGAUCUGGGCGGGGUUGAAGGGGCUAUCUGAGCUGGCGGCUAUCUCACCACCGACAAGUGGAAGGGCUUCGCCUGCAGCGCCAGCAUCAGGCCAAUGCCAAGAUCGUCAAGGAUUUCGGCGAUCGCGGUUCGAUCACCGGUUUCUUCAACUUCUCCGACCGGCGAGAACGACUAUCAGACCUGAGCCUCGAUAUCAUCAAGCGGCGCGGCUAUUAUAA
This is a messenger RNA of Acanthosepion pharaonis, 624 nucleotides long. NCBI's taxonomy places the organism in Eukaryota, Metazoa, Mollusca, Cephalopoda, Sepiida, Sepiidae. The record is from the annotation of a GenBank genome assembly.